Messenger RNA from Closterium sp. Naga37s-1, 2685 nucleotides. NCBI's taxonomy places the organism in Eukaryota, Viridiplantae, Streptophyta, Zygnematophyceae, Desmidiales, Closteriaceae. The record is from the annotation of a GenBank genome assembly.
AUGGACGUCGCUCGUACGUCCAUGAUCCAUGCGGCUGCUCCCCAUUUUCUGUGGCCGUUCGCGGUUCAGUACGCUGCGCAUCAGCUCAACCUUCAGCCUCGUGUCUCCUUGACGGAGACCACACCUACUUUGCGGUGGACGGGGAAGGUUGGCGAUGCGUCUGUGUUUCGUGUCUGGGGAUCUCGAGCUUUUGUCCGAGAUUCUUCCGCGGACAAGCUGUCCUCCCGUUCUGUUCCCUCCAUCUUCCUUGGCUUCCCCCCUGACGCGCCUGGCUGGCAGUUUUACCACCCCACCUCGCGUCGUGUUCUGUCCUCUCACGACGUCACGUUUGACGAGUCGGUAUCCUACUACCAUCUCUUUCCCUACCGCACUGCCCCUCGCCCCCCCCCGCCGCUCUUCCUCGCACCAGGUCCUCCUCCGGUAGACCCCCUCCCCCCUCAGGUUCCUGCCCCUUCAGGUGUGUCCCAGGUAGACCCUGUCGAGCCUGUCGAGGUAGUUGUCGAGUCUGGUGCUGCUAGGGGUGCUGAGCCUGGGGGUGCUGAGUCUGGGGGUGCUGAGCCUGGGGGUGCGGAGCUUGUGGGUGCUGAGUCUGGGGGUGCUGAGCCUGGAGUUGCUGAGCCUGGGGGUGCUGAGCCUGUGCGUACUGAGCCUGGAGGUACUUUGUCCGCUGGCGGUCCUACUGGUGUCUUACCCCGGCGGGAGCCACUCUCUCCACCGCAGCUGCGCGAGUGGUUUGCUCGGCACUGGAGCCAUGGUGCUGGAGCUGGAGGUACUGCUGGUGCUGGAGCUGCUGGAGGUGCUGGAGUCGCUGGUCCUGGAGGUGCUCGUACUGGAGGUACUGGAGCUGCUGGAGCUGGUGGUGCUGCAGGAGUUGGAGCUGGAGACGCUGGCACUGUGACCGCUGGGGGUGCUGCUAGAGCUGGAGCUGCUGGUGGUGCUGGAGCUGGUGGUGCUGCAGGUGUUGGCUUUGGAGCUGUUACCGCUGGAGGUACUGCUGGAGCUGGAGCUGCUGGCAGUGCUGGAGAUGGUGGUGCUGAGGGAGUUGGAGCUGGAGACCCUGGCGCUGGGAGUACUGGUGCUGUCUCUGCUGGUUCUGGAGGCGCUGCGCGGCCGGGGCCGUACUUCGUUCCCCUCCUUCAGCAGGUUCUUGGUCUCCCGCCUCCUCAUGGUCCUACUCCUCCGUUACUGUGUCCACAGCCUGUCCAGUCGCAGUCGCAGUUACAGCCAGCCUCUCCACUGCGUGGUCCUUUUCCUUAUUCUGGGCCGACUGGAGGUCUUACGGAGCGUCGUGAGCCUGAGUCUCAUCCUGCGUCGCCUGAGUCUCGUCCUGCAUCGCCUGUUCGCGCUGGUCGCACUGGUAGUCGUGUUCCGCGUCCGCGUCCUACUGCUGUCCCAGGCACGCACAGGAUGGCGCUUCGUCCUUCCACUUCUCCGCUGCGUGUCCCUCUGCCGUCUCCUCCUGCGUCCUCCCAUGCUGACGGUCCUGACCCGGAGUCUGACUCCCUUCGUGCUGCUAGUCCUACUGUCACGUGUCUCCUGGCCACUGUUGUCACUGACCCGUCAUUUGAGUCCACUGCUUCGUCUUCCCUAGCUGCAGAGCUUGUUGACUUUGCUGCCGCCUGUCGUCUAGACUACUCUGCUAGCCUUGUUGCUGAGUCUGUCUGUCCUCCAUCCGUCGGGGGUGAGUGUGCUCUUGGCACGGACGUCCUUGAGGACAGGCAGGAGGAGUUUGAGUGCUUUGCCGCUGCUUUACCUCAUCUCUGGCAGACAGCCAUGGACGCAGAGAUGGCUUCCUGGAAGUCCACAGGCACCUACGUCGACGAGGUUCCCCCGCCUGGGGCGAACAUCGUCAGUGGCAUGUGGAUUUUCAGGGUGAAGCGGCCGCCGGGUUCUCCGCCUGUCUUCAAGGCGCAUUACGUUGCACGAGGCUUCAGUCAGCGAGAGGGAGUUGACUUCUUCCCGACCUUCUCCCUCACCCCGAAGAUGACCACUCUUCGGGUUCUGCGGCACGUUGCUGCUCAGCGUGACUACGAGCUGCACUCUCUUUACUUCAGCACUGCUUUCCUACAGGGCAGCCUACACGAGGAGAUCUGGUUGCGCCGCCCACCUGGCUUCACUGGGUCGUUUCCUGCAGGUACCCAGUGGAGCCUCCGGCGGCCAGUUUACGGUCUCCGCCAGGCGCCUCGCGAGUGGCACGACACACUGAGGACGACAUUUGCGGCUCUUGGGUUUGUUCCUUCUACUAAUGACCCGUCGCUGUUUCUACGCACCGACACUUCCCUGCCGCCGUUCUACAUCCUCGUGUACGUCGACGACUUGGUCUUUGCCACUGCUGACACUGUUGGACUGGCCCACGUGAAGUCGGAGCUGCAGAAGAGACACACGUGCACGGACGUGGGUGAACUGCGCAACUAUCUUGCCUUGCAGAUCACCCGGGACAGAGCACAGCGCACCAUUACCUUGACUCAGUCACACAUGGUGCAGCAGGUCCUUCAGCGCUUCCGCUUCGAGUACUCCUCGCCACAGUCCACUCCUCUGCCUACCGGUCACUCGCUCUCAGCUCUGCCUUCGGAUGAGUCCGUAGAGCCGAGUGGCCCGUAUCCAGAGCUUGUGGGCUGCCUCAUGUACCUGAUGACAUGUACUCGACCUGACCUCGCUUACCCUCUUAGCAUCCUGGCUCGCUAG